AUCCACUUAAACCAACGCACUUUCUUAACAGACAAGAGCAAAGCACAUUAAGAUGAGCAGAGCAACACGCGCUGAACAACUUCUGGACAAACGGCUUGGGCUUCACCGUCAUGUCAUUGUGUGUAGGGCUGGGAACUGCUUGUGUGACGCUUAGGCGUGACACAAACGCAGCCUGCGUGACACCGUCACCCAACUGCACACCAACGCAGCGCGGAAUGAGAAAACCAGGACUUGCUCAAGACGUAUAAGCCUUAUUGCACCACCCUAAGCACUUUCAAAUGCCGACAACGCAAGGGACGCCCAUUUCGACAUAGCCACGCCAACUCCUCCACUUCAUUUGCCUACCUGGGGCGAGCUUGCCACACCGUAGCUGUAAGGUUUUCUGUCUGCAGCAUCAGCGCCUUUCCUGCAAGGCGCAUUGUAGGUGAUGAAGUCUUGCGGUUGGGUGGGGCCCGUCACCCUAACGCCUACGGCCACAAAUUUCCUUGUAUAACAUUACAUACCUAAAACCUGUACAGCGCUUGGAGCUGUCUACUAAAUGCGCGCUAGUUUGCAUAUCAACGCCCCUAGGCAACCCUUGCAUCUUCGGUCCCUAUGGGAAUACCGGUGUCACCUUAGCUGGCCAAAGCGACAAAGCCUAAACUAUUAUUCACAAAAUUGCUGCAAAGCGACUUUACGCGCCGGUAAAGUGCGGCAAGCCUGCUCGAGCUGGCGAGCCAAGGCACAUGUCAUCGAUCGCGGUUCACAGACUGCCGCGCUUGCGCUAGCGAGUAACCUUUUAAACGCUAACUUAAUAGCAUCAAGCAGCUGCACAGCGGCUUUGGCGGUUGGUUCCCCUCUGCUGCUGCUGCUGCUUGUGUGGCCCGGCAGCGCGGAGGCCAUGUCGCUGUCGGGUGUUGCUGACGCCGCGGUGGGCGCAGUGGCCUCCUCCGGCUGGUUGGGCCCACUGGUGUUCGUGCUGCUGUACGUGGCAGCCACAGUGCUGCUCUUCCCCGCGUCCGUGCUGACGCUAGCGGCGGGGGCCCUGUUCGGGCCGCUUGCGGGCACGGCCCUGGUGUCCCUGGCUUCCACCCUGGGGGCCACAUGCGCCUUCCUGGUGUCACGCUACCUGGCGCGGCCCUGGGUGGAGCGCAAGG
Messenger RNA from Astrephomene gubernaculifera, 1136 nucleotides. NCBI's taxonomy places the organism in Eukaryota, Viridiplantae, Chlorophyta, Chlorophyceae, Chlamydomonadales, Astrephomenaceae. The record is from the annotation of a GenBank genome assembly.